This is a messenger RNA of Perkinsus marinus ATCC 50983, 906 nucleotides long. RefSeq lists its product as hypothetical. The record is from RefSeq and is a predicted model, not a curated record. Lineage: Eukaryota; Perkinsozoa; Perkinsida; Perkinsidae. Bases 6 to 800 code for a protein of 264 amino acids. The transcript is spliced from 8 exons.
AGUUAAUGAGAGUAAAGUUGCAAGAAGAAAUUCCAGUUCGGUCGUCGGCGAGGCUGCACGGUGUGAAACUCAGCCAGUCUGUGUUCGACAAUGAGUCCGUAAUGAGUACGCCCAAGAAGCCCCGACGAGGCACCAAGAACAGAGAGAGCCGGACUACUGUUAAGUACUCCUCCGAGCUUGGUUCACUAGAAGAGGAGCUCGGCCCGGAAGCAUCAAUAAAAAGCGGCUCCGGUAGAGCAGCAAGGACUCCAUCGAAGCCCAAGCCCAAAGCUAAAGCCCGACCGCAGGCUGUCCGAACUGAGGGGCUACCAAGUGCUUGUAAGCCCCCUAGUACUCCACCAGUAGUCGGCCAAGGAUCCGCCGUCACGGAGAUCGAGCGUACGCGUACUCCGAGAGGAAAGAAAAGAAAAAGUGUCAAUACGAGGAAGGUACGCAAGGCGAUCUCUAAGGAGUCGGGGGUCCACUCCAAUAAGUCGAAAUCUCGCGGAGUGCGUGUUGUCGUAGAAGAGGUGCGGAAGGCAGUUGUCGCCGAACCACUUGCUCGCGAAGGAGCUCAGCCAGAGGGCAAAGAAGAGACUUCUUCUCCAACCGAAAAGCGAUCGCAGUGGUUACCGAAAAGUCACCGACGGAAGUUCGUCAUUCCCAGGAGGCGCUAUGCGAGGAAAUCGCGCGGAGGCGGCGGUCCAGGGAUCCUGGGCGGGGCGGUCCCUAUGGGGCUGAUGGCAGCGGGAGUCGUGUCUGGCAUGCUCAUGGCUUACUUCUAUCCCGCCUUCCGAGAGCUGCCCAACCGGAUGUACUGAUAUAUAAGCAUGUCGAUUGCGAACACUACUAUGUAUAGUUAUGGUCACGCGAGAGAUGUAUUCUUCCAAUACAUUUUCUGACAAUGAAAGCUGAUAGCAGUUAGCC